AUGACUGUGAUGCAAUACUGCACCCAUCUCAAGAGCUUCGCCGACCAACUUCGCGACCUCGGCCAGCCGGUUAAGGAUUCCCAUCAGGUCUUUCACCUCCUCCACGGUCUCAACCGCCAGUAUCACUCUGUGAUCCCCCACAUCACCUCCCAGGACACGCUGCCGUCCUUCCUUCAGGUGCGCUCGUUUCUCCUCUUGGAGGAACAUCGCGCCGAACAAACUGCUCGCCUGCAGUCCGCCCAUGCUCUCUCGGCUGACCGCGGUCCCUGGACGCCGCCGGCCCCAACACCGGCCCCGGUCCAGCCUCCUCUCGGCAACGACAACACCGCGCGUGGGCGCGGGCGUGGCCGCCGCCGCGGUCGUGGCAACGGUGGCGCGCUUGCUUCACCCGCUCCCCCGGCGCCCCGCGCGCCGGUCUGCCCCACCCCCGCACCGGGCGCCAACUCCUGGACAGGCCUCGUCCAGGCCUGGCCGAUGUAG
Molecule: messenger RNA, 480 nt
Organism: Aegilops tauschii subsp. strangulata
Lineage: Eukaryota; Viridiplantae; Streptophyta; Magnoliopsida; Poales; Poaceae
Source: RefSeq, a predicted model, not a curated record